Messenger RNA from Phyllopteryx taeniolatus (common seadragon), 2188 nucleotides. Its product is annotated as ciliary microtubule associated protein 1B-like. Bases 622 to 1425 code for a protein of 267 amino acids. NCBI's taxonomy places the organism in Eukaryota, Metazoa, Chordata, Actinopteri, Syngnathiformes, Syngnathidae. The transcript is spliced from 9 exons. Gene Ontology annotation, cellular component: cytoskeleton. The record is from RefSeq and is a predicted model, not a curated record.
CUGUCUGAAAAGGUGUACGGAAGCCCAUGUCAGGCAUAUUCAUUGCCGCGGUCGAUUUGGGGCUGCUGGCUGCGCACGCAGCCGCCCGGGUAAUCUUUCCACUUCACUCUCCAAUUAAAUUGUUUAAUCCAUGUGUUCGUGAGGUCACUAUGCGAAAGUAAUCUUCACCCGUCAAAAUUCCGAAUUUUCCUGUUGGCCACGGCGAAUUUUCACAUGGGAGUCGUUUGGUCGACUCGAACCGGUGACGUCACCGCCGGUCGUGCGGGCGCACUGUUAAACCAACACAACCGUUUUGAGCAUAAGCACUUGUGUGCUGUGUUUCUCGCACACGCCACCUGAGUACAAAUGGGCCGCCUGCUGACGCGUCAUCACAUUCAGGCUGUAAUUAUGUCAUCUCCCAGCCGGGACGCAGGUGCGACGUCAGGAGGCUAAAAUGCUGGAUGCAACUUUUUUUAAUUUUUUUCCCCCCCAACGCGAUAAACUUCGGCAAGAAAGUCAAGGGUCGUCCUGACAGUUCAAUGAACGCGCUGAUUUCCGGAUCAUGAGAAGACUCAUAUGAAGAUUAGGAUUUGCUAAGGAGGUACCUGGAUUUAGUGUUGACUGAUUGUUCAAGCAGAGAUAAUGCCUGAUGAAGAGCCUUGGGUAGGAACAUGGAGGCCCCACAGACCGCGAGGGCCCAUAGCUGCCCUCUAUAGCAGCCCAGGGCCAAAGUAUGCACUUCCUUCACUGACAGGUUCUACUCUACAUGAUCCGACAAAAUACAAAGCACCCAGUUACAGCUUUCGGGCCCACUAUGACAUAAGCGCGCAAGAAAUCUCACCUGGACCUAAACACCUCAUCCCCUCCAACAUCACCAAAAACGGCCGUGAUGGGACGCCAGCAUUUUCGUUCGGCACUCGCCCCAAGGACCUAGCGCGGGCCCAAGUCCCGGCACCCAACCAUUACCAACUUGAAAGUUCAGACAAGGUCACUUACCACUCUUCUCCUUCUUAUACGUUGUCUGGGAGGUGGAAACAAGUUAUACAGAGCAACCAGACGACACCUGGUCCAGCAUCGAACAGUCUACCUCCUGUGCUGGGACCCAAAACUGUCACGAUACGCGCAGCACCCGCACACUCGCUCUACGGUCGCAGUAAAAAUGGCAACUUCAUGGAAGACUACACAAAGUCUCCAGGUCCUGCUGCCUACCAAGCUGUUGACCCCAAAGUUUACCUCACCAAAUCCCCUCAAUACAGUAUGCCGGGGCGCAAGUUCAUGCCUCAGAGCGCUACAAGGACACCAGCACCUGGAGUCUACUGUCCUGAAAAGGUCACCACCACGCACUCCAAAGCACCAGCCUUCACCUUUGGAUUACGUCACUCGCAGUACACCAUAUGCCCCAUCAUGGAUGCAGAUAAAUACCAACAGUCGUUCUCCUUCCUUUGAGCUGGACAUUUCAACACAGCGUCAUCAGAUGAGGCAAAGCGGUCAAAGACAGCGGAUGAGAUUCAUUGAUGAGAUCUCACAGUUCAGCGUUUGCAAUGCUUUGUCUCGUCUGUGAAUGUGAUUCACAAUUGCAAACCAUCGGGAAAUGUCCUUCCUUUCCAUCACAUCCAACUGUGGCUCAUCCUCAAUUAAGGCGUACUGAACCACGCUUCAAUGUACCCUGCAGGUGGCAAUUGUGAUCUCAUCGGUGUCAGGAGAAUUUAUUACUUUGUGUUCUACAGUAUUUUAAUAAUAAAUAAUAAAGUUUAUGGUACAGUACAGUAAGACCAGCAUUCAUACACUGGCUUAUUUUUAUGUGCCUUCUCUUCUGGCAGGAAAUUACAGAGCAUUGUGUAAUAUUGUUUUUCCAGUUAUUGUGCAAAAUUAUUCACUGCAUGUCUGCCUCAAAAUUGGGCUAUUUUGCACACUUUAUGCACCAUUCUAAACAGUAGAAUGUACAAAAUAGCCCAAUAACAUGAAGAAAAAUGGCAAAUUGUGCCACUCGUGAUUUACAGCUUAAAUCUCACAAAGGCACUUAAAUUCUUAAUAUGGCCAGGGUCUGAAUAAUUUUUUUGGCUUAAAUAGUCAUGUCCUUUUUGUAUAUUGAAUUUGUACAAAUAAGAAAUGUAAAGUUUAUUUUAUAUAUACUGCAUAUAUAUUUAUCUAUAAUGUUAUGUAUGUGGAUUUUAUGGUGAGAAUGCUGAAUAAAUAACUUGACAUUAGA